AUGGCGAGCUCGAGCUCUGCCGCCGCCUCCAUCUCGGCGCUGGGCUUCCAGCGAGCCGGACUGCACUCGAGCGCGAACCGCGGCUCCGCGUGGGCGGCCGCCGUCCAGGUGGCCACCAACAUGGUCGGCAACGUCGCCAAGCGGGCGGCCAAGGACACCAUGACGAUUGAUCCGCUGCGCACCGUGGCCAAGGAGAUGAAGUUCCUGACGGGCAACAUCCGCAAGCUGCUGGGGUCCGGCCACCCAGCCCUCGACCGGGUCGCCAAGUACUACACGCAGGCCGAGGGCAAGCAUGUCCGGCCGCUCAUCGUCCUGCUCAUGUCCCGGGCCACCCACCUGUGCCCCAAGAGCCCGCGCCACGCGGCGCCCGAGACGGCGCGCGGCAUCGACUCGUCAAUAUCGCCCAUGCAGAUCCUCAGCGACGUCAACCCCAUGGCGAACUCCACGGCGUACGACGCCGAGCUGGCCGAAGCCGCCAGCGCGAACCUCGACAUCCUCCCGAGCCAGAGGCGGCUGGCCGAAAUCACAGAGCUGAUCCACACGGCCUCUCUGCUACACGACGACGUCAUCGACCACUCCGUCUCGAGGCGAGGGGCGCCGUCGGCCAACCUCGAGUUCGGCAACAAAAUGGCCGUGCUGGCGGGCGACUUCCUCCUGGGCAGGGCAUCCGUCGCCCUGGCGCGGCUGCGCAACGCCGAGGUCGUCGAGCUGCUGGCCACGGUCAUUGCCAACCUGGUCGAGGGCGAGUUCAUGCAGCUCAAGAACACGGAGCGCGACGAGCGCAGCCCCAAGUGGUCCGAGGAGACGCUGAGCUACUAC
Trichoderma citrinoviride is the source of this 819-nucleotide messenger RNA. Its product is annotated as terpenoid synthase. Gene Ontology annotation, biological process: isoprenoid biosynthetic process; ubiquinone biosynthetic process. Gene Ontology annotation, molecular function: prenyltransferase activity. NCBI's taxonomy places the organism in Eukaryota, Fungi, Ascomycota, Sordariomycetes, Hypocreales, Hypocreaceae. The transcript has a single exon. The record is from RefSeq and is a predicted model, not a curated record. The annotation marks the transcript as partial. Gene Ontology annotation, cellular component: transferase complex.